Molecule: messenger RNA, 3454 nt
Organism: Entelurus aequoreus (snake pipefish)
Lineage: Eukaryota; Metazoa; Chordata; Actinopteri; Syngnathiformes; Syngnathidae
Gene: dennd1c
Product: DENN domain containing 1C
Exons: 23
Coding region: 168-2528 (786 amino acids)
Biological process (GO): endocytic recycling; endocytosis
Cellular component (GO): intracellular membrane-bounded organelle; cytosol
Molecular function (GO): guanyl-nucleotide exchange factor activity; phosphatidylinositol phosphate binding
Source: RefSeq, a predicted model, not a curated record
GUGACACAAGACUGACAUGAAGCAGGAAGUGUUCAGACUCACGCAGGCAGCGUUCAUUGCACAGACCGCCCUACUUCUUCUGUCCGUCUUCCUGAACGCCACCAAAACCAAUGCAACCCACUCGCUGAAGAUCUCCCACCAGAUGUUUCAGCGCAUGGACACACAACAUGGGCUCCAGACUCAGACAAAACCCUGAGCGAACAUUUAAUGUGUUCUUUGAGGCAAGUUGUCCUGCAGCCAAGGACAAAGACCCAAGCAUACGUCUUCAGUUCCCAGAUGACUUCAGAGAUGAGGAGUCUUUGUCUAGGUUCUGCUUCCCCUAUGACAUACAAAAGAUGGGUGAGGGCGUGGCUGUGCAGCACUUUUCGUUUGCUCUCACUGACCUCGAGGGAUGCCAACGCUUCGGCUUCUGUCGUCUUGGCAACAGAGCUCGGACGUGCCUUUGUAUGCUCAGUUACCUUCCGUGGUUCGAAGUAUUCUAUAAACUUCUCAACAACCUUGCAGACUACAUCACAAAAGGACAGACCAAUGAGAUGGAAGUGAUGCUCACUGCGCUCUACAAGCAGUCCAUACCACUGACCGCUGGAUCGACCACACUGCAGAUGGGAGAGCAGGUAUUGGUCAGCACAGAUGUUGGACACCCUGUGGGACAAGAGGUGGUUCCAUACUUCAUUGCUCCAGACCCCAGCAACCUCCCUUCCAUUCCUGAAAAUAGGAACUUGACUGAGCUGAUUGUGGCGGUGGACGUGGCGAACCUUCUGCAGCUCUAUGCCAGCAUGCUGUUUGAGAGACGCAUUCUCAUUCUAGCCUGCAAACUCAGCACUUUGACAUCGUGUGUGCACGCGCUGGGGGCUUUGUUGUACCCCAUGCACUGGCAACACAUCUUCAUCCCAGUCCUCCCACCUCACCUACUGGACUACUGUUGCGCACCUAUGCCAUACCUGAUAGGGGUCCACAGCAGUCUAUCCGAGAAGGUGAGGAGUCGUGGUUUGGAGGAAGUUGUCAUUUUGAAUGUCGACACAAACGUACUGGAAACCCCCUUCAAUGACCUGAAGAAGAUACCUUCAGUUGUGACGUCUGGAUUGAAGCUUUGUUUGAAACGUGAGGCGGUAUCUCCUGGUUGUGGGGUCUCGCUGGCUUUUCUCAAGGCCCAAUCUCUGUUGUUUGGAAGAUACAGAGAUGCACUGCAGACUCAUGAGGGGGGCGAGAUAUGGUUCAAUGAAGAUGUGUUCCUAAAGCACAAGUCACACAGUAUGCAGAGGUUUCUACAGAGUGCCAUUCAUUUGCAGUUUUUCAAACAGUUCAUUGAUGGACGCCUGGAUAUCCUAAACACCGGGAAAGUACCCGAGGACCUCUUUGAAGAGGAGCUACUCAAGUGUGAAGCAACAGGGAAGAGUAAAUCCUAUCAAGAGUUAGUUGGUACUUUAAAGAAAGGGGGCGGGACACUGAUCCUCAACAUUAGGUCCAAAACAAACAACAUGAAGGCAAGUUCUGGUCUGAAAACAAGGUUGAAGCGUAAGGCCGGCAAUGAAGCACGCACUCUUCAGAGAAGCGGAUCUGCGUCACACCACCGUUCUCAGUCUGACUGCCUGCAGAGUCGCCUGCCAAUCACACCGCAUUUUGGAAUGCCGCGCCCUCGCCGGCCUGUUUGCAGACAUGGCGUCACCCACGACAAGAGCAGCAAGGCGGUUGGAGAAGCUUGGACCGGGGCUACGUCCGGGCCUGACUCAGAGCUUCAAAAGAAUGAAGACGAAGGAGAGUCACUGCUGUGUGAUCUAGAGAAGAUGGAUCUAUUAGGGGAGAUCUUUGACACGCUCAGCACCCGCAGUGUGCAUGACCGUGGCCUGCUGUAUGGCACACGAAGCCUGGACCUGUUUGGACCUGACAGUCACGACUAUAUCACAAAGCAUGGUCCAGCCAAUCCCAGCGAGGAGAGCCUCUCUUUGUCCACAAGUGGCAGUGGCAGCCUACACAGCUGGAAUUCAGAAUCCACAGAAGAGGCGUCCCCUCUGGUUGAUGACUCUUAUACGAACAACGCCGUCAAGGAGGCAGCAGCAUUUGAAAGCGAAGAACAUGAAGAAGAAGGGCGGAGACUGAGAGAGGUUGAUGGAAAAGAAAUGCAUCUUCGCUCAAAAGAAGAGGAAGAUCCAGAAAGGAGAGUGACUUUUGAACAUGGGCCUGUGGAGGAAACAGGCGGGCGGGAUGACGGCGAGGAGUUGAAAAAGACCCAGCAAGAUGGAAAGAAGACUGAGAAACAGCAUCUUGAGAAGAAAACAGCCAAAGCGCAGGAUGUAGCAGACGAGAAUGAAAGUAAAGAGGCGGGCUUUACGGAGAAACUAGAGACUGAAAGAUUGCAGGUGGGGACGGAUGGACCGUGCAACAACAGUGAGAAUGGUCAAUCAUGCGACCCGAGGGGCCAAUGGGGCACCAACAGCUGCAUCGAGCGAGAGAAGGAAGAUCCGACUCCUGUCAAGGUGUCAGAACUUAAAAAGAGAUUUGAAGCUCAAUGGAGCAGCCACCCUGACUGACAGGAACACAGACAGCCAAAUUGGGGCCCCCAGCAGGAUUUUAUUUUGAGGCCCUCAAUUACAAAAAAAAAUCAACACUUUAUUUGUAUUGAUUUUUAUAUUUUGCUAAUCCGUGGUAAUUUAAUGUAGGUUUUUUUUUUACUAAGGAAUCCAUGGGGGAAAAAAAUUGUUCAAUAAUUUAUUUUGUGUGCGCAAAAUAAUAUUUAUUUUACAUGAAUAUAGGUUGAUUGGCAACACAAAAAUUGGCCCUAGUGUGUGAAUGUGAGUGUGAAUGUUGUCUGUCGAUCUGUGUUGGCCCUGUGAUGAGGUGGUGACUUGUCCAGAGUGUACCCCGCCUUCCGCCCGAAUGCAGCUGAGAUAGGCUCCAGCACCCCCCCGCCACCCCAAGAGGGACAAGAGGUAGAAAAUGGAUGGGAUGGAUGAAUGUUUUCGCAUCUUAGGAUUCAAGCCUAGCACUAACAAAGCACGCCACGUGUAAGUCUGGACACAUUUGCCAUUAUAUACUCACCAGUAGGGAUGGGAAUUGAUAAGAUGUUUCAGGUUCUGAUUCCACUUUCGGUUCUGCUUAACGAUUCGGUUCCUUAACGGUUCUCUUAACGAUUCUCAUUUGGAAAAAAAAUAAAACAAUGUGGAUUAGCAUCAAUUUAGUUUAGUUUAGAGGUAACAUGACUUUAGCCUACGGUGAGGUCAAAUAUGUAGCAUAGAAGAAGAAAAAACGGCAUUAAAAUAAAUGUAAUAAAUGUUCUUCUGUAGAAUUUAACAAAAUAAACAAUGUGGAAAUUACACAAGAAUGUAACAUUUAUUAACACAUGAUAUUAACUUAUUACAUGCAAAGUGAGAUACGUCAAGACUUUAUUGCAGGCCUGGGCAAUUAGUUUGACUGGUGGGGGCCACAUUUAGAGAAAAAAAAUGUGUCUGGGGGCUGG